Molecule: messenger RNA, 901 nt
Organism: Tuber melanosporum (Perigord truffle)
Lineage: Eukaryota; Fungi; Ascomycota; Pezizomycetes; Pezizales; Tuberaceae
Exons: 2
Coding region: 23-388 (121 amino acids)
Source: RefSeq, a predicted model, not a curated record
UCCCGCCCCAUUACACCCAACAAUGCACCAAACCCUCGUCCUCUUCCUCCGCCGCCUCCCAAUCCACAUAACCCUCUACAGCCGUGCAACGUGCAGCCUCUGCGAUACAGCACGCACCGAACUCUCGCAGGCUUGGGAAAAGCGGCCAUUCGAGUACGCUGAAGUAGAUGUGAUGAAGGACGACAAGUGGCGUGUUUAUGAAUUCGACGUCCCGGUAAUCCACGUUUCCCGGACAAUCGGGGAGAAGGGUAUCGAAGAGGGCGAGAAGACGCGAAAGUUGAUGCAUAAGUUUAAGGCUGCGGAGGUGGUGGGAGUAAUGGAGAAGGUGUUGAGCGAGGGGGGAGUAGAGAGGAAGGAAGGGGGAGUUGAAGACGGGCGCUCCUAUUAGAUGCUGGCAACCGGUAUCAACUCGAUUUCCCCUGCCAAGCCGGAUGUUGGAGAUUGAGUGAAACUUGAUGAAUCGAUCAAUAGAAAAUACGAAAAAUAUGUGAUAGGAUGGACAAAGGGUGCGGCGAAUAGGUCAAACCCUGCACCGAACCCGCCCAGGUAAAAGCUGAUCGUGUCCAGACCGUGAUAACAUAGCACCCCUUUCCUCCUUCUCUCCCUAGCGAUUCCGCACUCCUACCUGCACAUCCAAUGGCCCUCCAAACACCCAUCCCUCUCCCCGGACCAGUCACCUCAGCGCUCCUCCUCCCCCUCUUUUGCAUCCUCUCCCUCUCCCUCCCACCAUUCCCACUCCGCAGCGUACUCUUCGUCCCACCAAUCGUACUCCUCGUGAUCGCGAUACAUGCUUCCCCAGCCGACCCUACAAAGCCUCUACUAACUUACGCCAUCGGCACCCUCUGGCCAUUGUACCUCUCCACCCUCUCCCAACACUUGUCCCUUCCCGCACCCCCUGAAA